Molecule: messenger RNA, 12471 nt
Organism: Rotaria socialis
Lineage: Eukaryota; Metazoa; Rotifera; Eurotatoria; Philodinida; Philodinidae
Source: the annotation of a GenBank genome assembly
AUGUCUUCAUUAUCUAUCUUAAUACUUUAUAUAAUUUUGACAAGCCGUAUUAUUGAUAAUACAAAUAUUUAUUUUACACAGUCAAUUUAUGAUAUAUGGUGUCAAGAAAAUAUUCUAUCGAAUUCAUUAGUUCUUUAUCCUAAUCGAAUACGAGCAGGAAUUUAUCAUACGUCGAAUAUUAAAUCUGUCGUAUAUAAUCUUAUUGAUGAUGACGAUGAUAAUAGUUUAUUUUCGAUUAAAACAAAACGUUUAGCUGAUUUUUAUUUUUUUAUUUUGAAUAUAACACGACCGUUUGAUAUCAAUCGAGAAUAUCAAAAUAUUUAUGUGCUACGUCUUCAAGCGACUGUUAUUACUAUUGAAGGCAAUUCGACUGAACAAGCAAAAAUUCACCUUCAUGUAGCCGAUUCCAAUGAUAACGACGCGGUGUUCGAUUUGGACGCAUACGAACAAAAUUUCACCGAGCCUAUUGAAAUGCAACAAUCACUGAUAAGUUUUCAUGCAAGUGAUGCGGAUGAAAUUCAACAUGCACAAAUUCUUUAUGAACUAUCAUCGUCAUUCAAUGAUACAUUUUCACUUCAUCCCUAUACAGGAGAAUUAUAUUUAGUAUCGAAUAAUGAUAAUUUACAAGCGAUUUAUGAAUUUGAUGUUCAUGCAUAUGAUCGUCAUCGGAAAUAUUUUGUUAAUAAUAAUAUAAAAACGAAAGCGCAUGUUAAAUUAAUUUUUCAAGAAAAUAAUAAAAUUUUACACCGAAUACAAACAAUUUUCAAUCAGAUCAUUGAAUUCAAAGACGUGAUUUCAACAUAUAAAAUUCUAUUUAAGAAGAAUACAAAUUGGAAUUAUCAUAAUAUUCAUCAACCAAUUUUAAUUAUUCAAACAUUACCUCGGAUAGAAUUCUUUGAAAUAUUUCUCUUAUUGAACUCGUCAUCGAAUUCAAUCGAAUUAGUUUUUCAUCAAAAUAAAAUUUAUCUAAAUAAAUUUUAUUCGCAAGAAUAUAACCUUCAAUUUUUCAUUUGUUUCUUUAAUCGUACGCAAUGUCAAUAUGCAAAUUAUGAUUUAACUUAUUCAAUCGAUUGGAAUUUAUUUCAAUUUGAUGUCAAAACAAUUCAACCAAUCGUCAUCGAAGAAAAUCUACCACAAAAUUCAUUUCUAACCUAUAUUCAACUUCAAUAUAAUCAUAUUGUUCCUGAAGAACAAUUAAUUAUCAAUUAUCAAUUAUUAAAUAAUCAUAUUCAAUUCAAUUUAGAUCCAAAAACUUCUAUUUUACGCCUUGGUAAAUAUUUGAAAUGCCAAAUAUAUAUCUUAGAUAUUCAAGUUGAUAUUUAUCUCUCAAGCGCACGUUAUUCAGUAAAAACUACUAUUGAAAUUGAUGUUAUUGAAAUAAAUAAACAUCGACCUCAAUUUCAUAAUCAAACAUUAAUCGAACUCAAUGAAUUGCCAUAUAAAUUUCGAGCCUUUGAUUUGGAUGAAAAUAAACAAACAAAUGGGCGCAUUACAUAUUGCUUAGGAAAUUGUUUUACUAAUUGUCCGUUUGAAAUUAAUCCGAAUAGUGGAAUUCUACAGCUACGCAAGCAAGAAAAGUUCAAUAAAGCACAAGUUUAUCAUCUGCAAAUUGUAGCGUUCGAUUGGGGCGAACCGAUUAGUUUUGAAGCGAAAAUUGACAUAUAUAUUGAUUUAUCAUCAAAAUUAGUUAGACGAGAUUUAACAGGAAAAUCGUCGGAUACGAGCUUAUGGGCAAACCAAUCAAUUUCAAUAUUACCGGAACAAAGUUAUCCUGCAAAUACGAAGAUAAUCUGUCUUAAUAUUGGCUUUAAUCGAAAUUCAACAUUUUAUCAUCUCGCUGAAGAUGCAGAAAUAAAUACAAUUAUCGAUCGCUUAAUAAUCGAAGAUGAUUCGUUUCCUUUGUUUAUUAAUAAUGAAAAAGAUAAUCUGUUUUUCUAUACAAUUAAUGAUACAUCGGUACCAUUUACUAUCGAUCAAAAUGAGAAAACAAUUAAACUAAUAAUGCCUAUUGACCGUGAAAAACAAGACCGAUAUACAUUCGAAAUAGAAUUAGAAUUAAAACCUACCUAUGCAAUGAAAUUACAAGAAAUAAACAGUUCUCCCGAAGGAAGCUCACUAUUUCAUUUUCAAUAUUCAAACAAAUAUUAUCAAAAAAUUCUCGUAACAAUUUAUAUCAACGAUGUCAAUGAUAAUAUUCCUCGUUGCGACGAAUUUCAUAAACAUAUUUACCUGAACGAAAAUCAAAUACAAACAAAUAUUUUCCAUGUUCAAGCCAUUGAUCCUGAUCAAGGUGACAGCGGUACGAUUGUCUACUCAUUACUUGAUAACAAUCAACAUUUCACUAUUAAUUCUCACACUGGACAAAUUGAUUUAAUUCAACAGAUUGAUCGCGAAAAAAAAACUUUUCUCCAAUUAUACAUCAUCGCUUCAGACCAAGGCCAACAACUACAACUACAGUCAAUUUGCAUGACACUACACAUCACCAUAGUCGAUAUGAAUGAUAAUAUUCCUCGAUUUUUACUGGCCAAUUAUACGUAUCAGCUUUUUUCUGAUCUGCCACGCGAUACAAUAUUUGGUCAAAUUCAUGCAAUCGAUUUCGACUCCAUGAAUAACCUAAUUUAUUCAAUCGAUCCAAAUCCAUAUGUUAAAAUAGACCAGUACACUGGUCAUCUUCGAUUGAAACAUAAUAUAUAUCACAUGAUUGAUCAAACUAUUAAUAUUACAGCUCAAGUAUCCGAUGGUUUACAUGUGAAUUACACAGAUAUUUCUAUUUCUAUAAUACGUGUUACGGAAAUUCAAGAGCCAAUUCUUUUACGAGAACCAGCUUACGAAAUAAUGAUUAAUCGAUCGUUACCUAUAGGAACAAUUGUUACCAAUGUUUAUCAUGAUCUUCGACUUUUAGAAUCAUCGGUGGAUUUCAUUGAUAUCAUUCAUGAUGAUAAUGCAAUGCCAUUUGCCAUUGAUCAACAAGGUUCGAUUCGACUUAUUCAUUCAUCAGCUGAUCUGUCUAAUGCAACGUAUUGGCUAUCGAUUCGUUUAACUCGGUAUCGUGCUCAUCCGCCACAUUCAUUUGUUCAUGUUCAUAUAAGUGUCCGAGAAGAUAAUUUCUAUUCGCCGCAAUGCGUUGAUAUUUAUCAGAAUGUAAAGAUUUAUGAUUAUUCAAUUCCAUCGAUAUUUGCUUGUGUUUCAGCAUUAUCAUUCUAUGGUGAUGUUCAAUUUCAAUAUUCCAUAGUCAAUGAGAGUAUAAAGAAAAACAUGUUUUCUAUUGAUAAAGAAACGGGCUCUCUUCAAUUGAAUCCAGCUAAUCAUAUAGCACUAUCGAAUUAUAUGUUAACCAUAGAAGCUCUGGAUAGGCAACAUCAAUUAUCGGUUGAUUGUUAUUUAGAAGUUAAUCUGAUUCGACGAAAUCAGUUAACACCAACAUUUUUCUAUUCACCAAUAUAUUAUAUUGAUUUAAUUGAAACUUCAUUCAAUAGUCAACGAUUGCGACAACGUUUGUUUCAAGUUAUUGCUUUAUUAGAUCAUAAAGUAUACGAUAAAAAUAUUGAAGUACGUUAUCAAAUUAUGGAUUCUAAUCAAUAUUUUAUUAUUAAUCGUCAAAGUGGUUACAUAGCUUCGAAACAAAUAUUAGAACCUAAGAAAAUCUACGAAUUUAGCGUUGAGGCAUUUACAGUUGCAUAUCGUGAUGAUGUUGAACACGAUGAAAUUAUUCUUAGCGAAUCUUCGAUUCGUGGUAAAUGGCGUGUUGUUUCAUCUCGAAUUAUUUUACCAAUAAAAAUUCGUGUUCUACCUGCAAACGUCUUUGAUCGUUCAUUAUCGUUUACGGAUGAUUCGACUAUUGAUAUUAACUUAUUGGCAACAACUAAAGUUGGUUCUACAUUAGUACAACUUCAAAUCAAUAGCAAUCGUACACAAUGGUUCAUUAUGAUCGGCCCUAUUGAUCAUACACGUUAUUUUCAUGUAAAUUUUCAGUCUGGUGAACUUAUUCUUAUUCGUCCUGUUGAAGAAUUAAUGAAUGGAACAACAAAAAUUGAACUUAACAUUAAUACAACGAACGAUUGGAUUCAUAUGGCUACAAUUAAAGUGAUGGUUCAUAUUAUUGAUGAUAGACAUCCAUUGAUUUCUUUUUCUCGAGUGGAUUAUUAUACUACUGUGUCAAGAACGAUUCCAAUCGGUAGUCGCAUAACAGAAUUAACCAUUGAGAAUUCAUUGGAUAAUUGUACAUAUCAUAUUCAUUCAGCUGAAAGAAUUAAAUCGAAGAAUUUAUUUCGCAUCGAUCCAAAGUCAGGUUCAAUAACUAAUAUUCAAUCAUUAGGAAAAUCGAUGAGUCAAAAACAUUUAUUAACUAUAAUACAUCGCUGUGAAAAUCUUUCACAAAUCGCCUAUGCACGUUUACACAUCGAUAUUGUCGAUGAGGAAACUCCGAAAAAUCAAACCGAUUAUUCAUAUCGAUUUAGUCAAGAUAAUUAUUUAGUUAUAUUUGAAACCUCAUUAAUAAAAAAUCAAAAAAAAUAUUUAAUUGAUUUGGAAUUAAUUAGUAAUGGUCACGAUGAACAACGAAUAAAACCAGAUGCUCAAAUUAUCGAAGGUGAUCCAUUAGGUCUAUUUUCAAUCGAUUCAUCUAAUCAAUCGAUACUUCUUCUUGAUGAAUCUCGUUCUCGCUCUUAUACUUAUCCCAUUGAAUUAGUUAUCAUUGAUACAUCACAAAUCAAGCCCAUAUUUUGUAUUGUAACUAUAUUUAUUUCGAAUGUUGGUCUUCAAUUCACGUGUCCCUUGGAUUCAAAUACUUCUCCGAAUCUUUUUACAUACAAAUCCAUCCCUCCCAAUAGUAUUGAUCCGUUAACCGGUCAAAAAUAUCACCACUAUGAUUCGCUCAUUAUUCACGGUUUGGAUACAUUUACCCCUGCGUAUCUUGCCACGUGUUUAAUCGAUUUCGAAAUAAAAUAUUCUAAUGAAACCAUUGAAUUUGUAUUUGAAAAAGAAUUUUAUGAUGGUUAUGUCAAUAAUUUAUUCGAUUCUAAAUCAUUUGUCUAUUCCAAUCAAGAGCCAACGCAACUCGCAAUAAAAAAUCGAAAUCAAUAUACAGAUUCAUUUAAUAUUACGUAUCAAUUGAUGAAUCAAACGAAUAUUAAAUCCUUUGAAUUAGACCAAUCUGUUGGAAGAGUAAAAUAUAUUCAAAAUAAAAAUUCAUUUAUUAAAUAUUCACUUCUUAUUCUCGCACGAUAUCAAUCCUUAAUUGCAUCGACACGUUUAAAUAUUUUUAUUAAAGAUUCUAAACAAUUGAAUUACAAAUUUAUAUUGUAUAAACCAUUUGUUAAUAAUUAUACUAUUGGAUAUCUGAAUGAAUUCGGUACAAAUCUUAGAAUCUCCAAUAAAAAAAUUUCAUCGAUGUUUUCUAUUGAUCAUACUGGAAGAUUAUUUGUUAGAAAUCAGGCAUUAAUUUUAGCAAAUGGAAAUUUUUAUACUUUUCUUGUUGGAAAAAAUCGUGUUCAAAUUAAUAUUUUAUCCAAAGAAACAAUUCAUUGUUCAUUGAAUACAUUCAAUCUUCCCAAUGACGAUCAAUUAAUUGGUGUUAUUGAAAUUUUAAAUGGGAAUAAAAAUCAUUCGAGAAAAAAGUCGUGUUAUCUUUUGAAUUAUAAUCAUUUAUUUCUAUUGGAACGUGAACAUGGCUUCCUACGGUAUCGUAAUCAAAAGCAAUUGAUUAUGAAUGAUUUAAUACUUUUGAUUGAAAUCGAAAAUUCACGUUGUUUAGUUACAUUCAAUGGAUUUUCAUCAAUACCGUAUAUGAUGAUUAGGAAAGGAAAUAAUUUAGACAGAGAAAUUGAAAAGUUAACAGAUUUUAAAAAGCAAUCGGGACUCGUUCAACUUCGCAACGGUUUAUUAAUCAAUUUCGACAUCAUUUCAAGUAAAGCUCCCUUAUUCUCUCAAAAAUCAUAUAUAUUUUCACUUGAUAUUACAAAUAAUACAAAUAAAACAAUUUUUAUCGGCCAAAUAUCUGCUCAACCUUAUAAUAUCAAUCGAAGCCAACUUGUCUAUCAAUUCGUUUCGCCAGUAAAACAUUUUACUAUUAAUCCUGAUAACGGCAUUAUUGAAUACAUGUCAAAUAACUACAACGACAAUAAAACAAUAGUGGAAUAUCAAAUUAUAGCUCGAGAUUUAAUUUAUCAACAAAAUACAACAAUCAAUAUAACAAUUCAUAUACUCAAGCCGGAAUUUAUUUCACUCACUUCUCUAGUUUAUUUUCUAAGAAUAUCAGAAAUUCUUCCACCUGACUCUGUCAUCUUUCAACCAAAUAUGUCUAAUGCGGAAAAUCUUCAAUAUUCAUUACACGAUUCAAAUUCUGAUCUUUUUACAAUCGAUUCAAAUACCGGACGAGUAACUCUGAUUAAUUAUUUAUCUGAUCAAUUUUAUUCCUUUAAAAUUCAUAUUUCUCCAAUCAACAAAAUACUCAUUAUUAAAUUAACUGUUCUUGAUUAUAAUAAUCAUCGUCCAAUAUUUUCUAAUUUUCCAUUAAAUUUAACAAUUUCAUCUGAAGAUACAUUUGUAACAAAAUUAUCUGCAUAUGAUCUUGACCCAUCGGAUAAUGAAAAUCUCAAAUUUUAUCUUCUUGAUAAAAAUCAACGGAAUUUUUUUUCAAUCAAUGAAAAAACUGGAAUAAUUACACAAAACUGUUCUUCUAAUCAGACUUUCAUCCGAUUAGAAAUUGCUGUUGGUGAUGGUUUAUACUUAACGAAAACUCAUCUAUCAAUUACUAUCCGUUAUUACUCGAAACAUCGGCCAACAUUUUCUUCAGAUGAAUAUGCAUUUGAAUACAAUAAAAUUCUUGGGCAGAUCUUAGCGUAUGACUUCGAUCCAGAUGAUCGAAUCGUUUAUAAACUCUAUCUCGAGCCCGAUGGCAUUACGAUUGAUCCCUAUUCUGGUUUAAUUAUGAUUCAUAGAGAUUUUUUCCCUCAAACCAUCGAAUUUUUUGCUUCGGCAUCGGAUUAUGCUCAACAAAUAGUCUAUACAAAAGUUCGAAUUAUUUUUCCUAUUCAACCGCAAUUCACUUCAAAUCUAUAUUUCAUUUCGUUGACUCCGCCAAUGACAAUUCCUUACGAAAUUUUUCAUUUGCAACUUGUUGAUUCAUUAAAUCAACCGUUAUCGUUCACUCGAUUUCGCAUUGAUCAAACAAGUUUUAUUGAAAUUACUCAAAAUAAAUUAAUACUGAAACGACAAUUGAUGCUAUCGAAAAUUUAUCAUUUUAAUAUUUAUGGCAAUUGGAAAAAUUUUACAUGUCAAACUUCAAUACAAAUAAGGAUGGCUACAAAGAAUUUCACAUUGAAUAAAAAAUUCUAUGAAUUUUCUAUGGAAAAAGCAAUUUUAAAAGAAAAUUCUUUUAUGGAAAAAUUUGAUGCGAAGAAAAAUUCUACUUUAAUAAUAAAUUCAACGCCAUUAACGAGAAGCAGCUGCAUUGAAAAUUUUUAUAUCAAACAAAAUAAAUUAUUUUUUAAAAAAUUUCCCAUCCUAUCAGAUUUAUGUUUCUUUGAAAUACAAUUAAUCUACGAAAACUCAAUAUCAUUAAGUCAAAUAAAAGUUUUAUUUAUCGAUUCGAGUAUCAAACCAAAAUUUUCAUCGAACAUUUACUAUUUUUAUACCGAUAAUAUUCGUGUAUUUGCAACAAGUUUUAAUGAAAUUCGUUAUAGAUUGCAAACGAAUCCCUAUGGUUUCAUUAUCGAUCCAACCAAUGGAAUUUUAUCAUUUAAAUAUGAUUUCAAUAGAAUGAAAACAUUCCAUCGUAUUCAACUAUUCGUUUAUGCAAUCGAUGAAAAAACACUAUUUAACGAUACUGCUAUCGUUCAUGUUAUAUUUAAUAAAGCAAAUCAACAAUUUAGUAUACCUAGGGAGAUUUCAGCAUGUCAGAAUACAUCAAUAUUGAUUUCAGAUCAAACUCUACCAGGUAAGACAAACCCAUCUUCCAUACGAUUAGAAAGACCCAUGAAAUCUUUUACAAAGGGGAAAUUUUCAAAUCCCAAAGUUCAUCAUUUCUUUUUCUUAGGUACAAUCAUUCAAACUAUCCAACUGAAUAAUAAAAAUUCAAAUUAUUAUUAUAUUCUCUCCGGAGAUAAAUACGGCCUAUUUUCUAUAAAUAACUUGGGCGAACUUUCGUUAGUUUCGUCAAUACUCAAUCAAACUUCUGAUGACUACUUUGAAUUAAUUAUUCUUAUGUCGUCAUUAUCAAAGUCCUAUUGUCGUACUAAUAUAUCAAUUGUUCGAUCACCGAAUUGGUCGUAUUUUAUCUGUCCAGUAAUGCCAAUUGAAUGGAUGAUCGAAGAAGAAUCUCCCAUUGAUACAGAAAUCGGAAGUAUCAAAGAAGUACUAUUAAUGAUAAAUAAUAAUUCACACUUGGUCGAACUAAUUAAUAUGCAGCUAAUCGGUAACUCUGAUGCACAACUAUUUCAUUUCAACAGUUCAACAGGUUUAUUAACUUCAAAAUCUCGUCUCGAUUAUGAACAAAAACAUAUUUACUCAUUUUUCAUUACUCUCGAGCCGAACGAACUUCAUUGUUCAUUUCCAAUAGUAAUCAAGCUAAUUAAUAUUAAUGAUAACGCAAUAAAAUUAGAUUCAAAAUCAUUAAUCUAUAAUCUCAAUGAAAAUAAUCUUAUUCCUAUCUACAUCGGUCGUAUAAAAUUAAUCGAUAUUGAUCAACUAUUUUUAUUCGAAUAUAAAUUUUAUCUUCGCAAUUUUUCAUCGCAAAUUUCAAUCGAUGUAACAACUGGUUCAAUUAUUCUGCUUGAUAAACUCGAUCGAGAAAUUCACGGAGAAAAAUUGCAAUAUGACAUUAUUGCCAUUGAUCGUACGAAUCAGAAAAAUCUAACCGAUAAAUUCACUAUUUUUAUCAAUGAUUUGAAUGAUCAUGGACCAGUGUUUGAAAAAGAUCUGUAUCAAAUCAGUAUUAAUAAAUCUACUCAGCCAGGAACAAUUAUUUUUCAAGUAAUGGCAUUCAGCUAUGAUCCAAUAAUGAAUGGAAAUAUAAGUUAUUAUUUAAUGAAUUCUUCGUUUAUUUUUUCCAUUGAUAAACACACGGGAGAUAUUCGUUUGAAUGCAUAUAUUCCGUCAGCGAUGACAAGCGUAACAUUAACUGUUCAAGCGAAUGAAGAUGACAUUGAUUUAAUUGAUCGAACAAAUGUUUGUAUAACGAUUAUAAAUGAUGAUUAUAUUUAUUUUACACUGGAAAAUAGAAAUCGAUGUUUUAUUGACGAAAACCAACCUAAUGGAACAAAAAUUUGUACGAUCGGAAAAGAUUCCAUCGAUUUUAUCUAUGAUUUAAUGGAUCCGACGAAUACAUUUGGUAUUUUAUCUAAUAAUGGAACUGUUAUUAAUCGAAAAAUAUUUGAUUAUGAAAUUGAUAAACACGAAUAUAAUGUAUCGAUAAUUGUAAAAGAUCGAAUGAAUCAGUCUAUAUUCAUCACCUCAAUGAAUCUAACAAUACAUGUUCGUAAUUUAAAUGAUAAUUCUCCGGAAUUUCUAACUGAAAAUUUCACGAGACUUUUAUAUCUCUUUUAUCCGUCGAUGAACACAAUUCUUUACAAAAUUGACUUUAUUGAUAAAGACCAAUCAAAUUUAACCUACGAAAUUAUUAAUGAUAUUUCUUCAACUUACACUCUUCGUACCUAUUCCGAUUCAAUCGAACUUCUUCUCAAUAGGCCUAUACUAAACAAUCGUCAAGAUAAUUUAAUUAUUCGUAUUUGGGAUGAUAAUAUAUUCUUCUCAGAUUUAGAUCUUUCUAUAAUUUAUCUUCACGAUGAAAUUGAUUUUCCAACAAUAACAUCACAAACCAUUCAAGGCUAUAUAAAUUUUGAAGAAAACUUUCUUCCCAUUAAUCUCGGCCAAUUAUUUAUUGAAAAUCAUGCACAGUAUGAGUACAUCCAUUUUAAUUUAAUAGCCAAUAAGAACUUUUUUCUCAAACAAUUAUCAAAUAAUCAGACUGAACUUUAUUUCAAACCACUACAUCAAACAGCUUCUACCGAAUAUCGAAUACGUUUGACAGUGAUGGCUAUACCGAAACCAAUACCUGGACUUGUUCUACAAAAUAAUACACAAAUUUUCUUCCCAUCAAAUAUUCAAUUUCAAACGAUUAAUAUUCAACUUCGAUCUAUUUAUCGUGACAUGUUAGAUCGAACAAUAUCCUUACUAAUAAAUAUUCCGUCUAAUUUAACAUAUGAACAAUUUAUUAUUCAUAAUUUAUCCUCCAUACGUCAACAUUUAGCUGAAAUUACGGAUGUAAAUAUCGAUCAUGUUCAUAUUUAUGCACAUGAAUUAAAACAAAAUCAAAUUGAACUACUUGUCUCUAUUCUACAUUCAAUAUCGAAACAUUACAUACACAAGAAAGUUCUUUAUAAUCAAUUAAAAAGUUCAACGAAUAUUUUUGAGAAAAUUCUGUUGAAUCAAUGUGACGCAAAUUCAUGUGAGAACAAUGCUCAUUGUACAAGUUAUAUUAGUUUAUUAUAUAAUCAGUAUAAAUAUUUUUAUUCGAAUACAUAUCAAAGUUUAGUACCAAAAUAUCAAUGGAAUAUAAAAUGUUUAUGUAUGAAUUCGUUCUAUGGAGAACGCUGUGAGUUAAAACAUGAUAAACAAUCUCCGUGUUCAUCGAAUCCUUGUUCAUUAAUGGAACGCUGCAUUGAAGAAAGUUCAACAUUAUAUUCCUGUCAAUGUGUAAAUGAAUUAUGUAAUGAUAAUAUUGUUCUUGAUGAUAAUUCAUUUGAAUGCAUCAAUGUUAAUUCGCCAACAUGUCGUGACGCAUCAAAUGCAUUGACUUUCAAUGGUCAUAGCUUAGUACGAAUAAAUUUUACCACGAACAUGCCACUACGUAUAGAGGUAUCAUUUAGUUUUCGUACACAAUCAACAGACGGUAAAUUACUUGAAUUAAUGUAUUUCAAUGCAACUAAAACGACACAUGAUUUGAUAAUUAUACAAAUUAUUGAUGGUUAUCUUAAUGUUGACUACAAUGAAAAUAUUCUCUUACAAUUAAAUCAACUGUUAAUCAAUGAUGGCCUAUGGCAUGAUAUUUACUUUUCAAUCGAUUAUUCUCAUUACUAUUAUCUUAUUCGGCUUGAUCAUGUUUUUAGUGAUAAAAUACUUUUAUCACAACAAAUUCAUUCCGAUAUUCUUGUACAAUUAAUGAUCGGCAGCGAUUUCAAGGGCUGUUUAGAUAAUAUAACAUUCAAUCAUGAAAUGAUAUUUCUCGAACAAAAAAACGACUCGAUUGAAUUUAUUGGUACAAACAAAGGGUGUCUAUUGACAGAGAUCGUUCGAAAAUAUUCAAAAACAAAUGAUAUCUGCUCAUUAUAUCAUCCAUGUUAUCACGGUGGAAUAUGUACAAAUCAUGGAUUAAGUUUUACAUGCAAUUGUUCACAGUCACGUUUUGCUGGGGAUCAAUGCCAAUUGGAUUUGUAUCCUUGUCAAAGGCAUCCAUGCCAAUAUCAUGAACAAUGUAUACCAUUACUAACUGAUUCUAAUCAAUUAUUUACAUGCGUUCUGUCGAUUGUUCCGUUAUCGGUAUCAAUAAAACGAUAUUUAUAUAUUGUAUUUAUUGUUCCAUUGUUUAUGUGUAUAUUAUCAGUAUUAGCUAUUUGCCAUUGUAGAAAACGAAAAGAUAAUUCGAUAAAAAGUAAACCAUUAGUUUCAGCACCAUUACUUAUUAAUAAACGAUCAUCAUCAACAGAUCCAAUUGAAAAUCCAACACAAACGUUACUCAAAUUGAAUUACAAUGGAAGACAAACAUUUGAAACUAUGUCCUAUGGGGAUAAUAAUGGUCAUAGAAAUUUAAUAAUGGAUUAUUUAAAUAAUAGAAAUAACCAACAAGCUUACCAAUCAUUGAAUCGUCGUUCGUAUGACUCAAAAUCUUAUUCGACUAGUGAUCAAAUUACUGUUCCAUCCGACGAACCUUUUAUUAAUGAUAGUGCCACUGAUUAUGAUAACGCAUAUAUUCCACAAGCAAAAGAAUUAUUCGAUUACUCGUUAUCGCCAAUAAAUUAUUUUAAUGCUCAAAACGCAGAUAAUCAAAUAAGUUAUCAAGUUCGUUUGAAUUCCUUAUCGAAUCUAACAGAAAAUUUCGCCGAAGAAAAUUAUCUUAAUUUAACCGAAUCAUCAGAUGUGUCUAAUAAUAAUAAUGAUCGGAUUCUGUUGUCAUCUUCAAAUGCAAAUCGAGAUCAUGAAUAUUCAUGUCUGAUUAAUCAUAAUGGUAUGUGUACAUCGGUAUCAUCAUUACCAAAAGCAGCUAUCUAUGCUAGAAUUGUUAAAACACAUAAAUUAACAAAUACUGGUCUCGAUAACAUCGAAUGUCAUCGAUUGAGUAGUACAGUGAAUCCAGCUCCAAUACAAUUUCUAAGACAAGUAAAAAAUGACGACAUGAAAACAAGUAAUGCUACAGAUGGUCAACAUCAUCGAAGAAAAUCCAAUAGACUAUCUUCUUUCUUUCAAACUGAUGUAUAA